This is a messenger RNA of Colletotrichum fioriniae, 1518 nucleotides long. It is a transcript of the gene CAT1, whose product is annotated as catalase A. Gene Ontology annotation, cellular component: cytoplasm; peroxisome; mitochondrion. Gene Ontology annotation, biological process: hydrogen peroxide catabolic process; response to hydrogen peroxide. The record is from RefSeq and is a predicted model, not a curated record. Lineage: Eukaryota; Fungi; Ascomycota; Sordariomycetes; Glomerellales; Glomerellaceae. Gene Ontology annotation, molecular function: heme binding; catalase activity.
AUGGGUUCCGAGGACGAGAAGCCUUCUACCUACCGGUAUAACGAGAAGCCGACUUACACAACCUCCAAUGGCGCCCCCGUCGAGAACCCCCAGGCGUGGCAGCGCAUUGGUCCCCAGGGCCCUCUGCUGCUCCAGGACUUUCAUUUGAUUGAUCUGCUGGCCCACUUUGAUCGCGAGCGCAUUCCCGAGCGUGUCGUCCACGCCAAGGGCGCCGGCGCUUACGGCGAGUUCGAGGUCACCCAUGACAUUAGCGAUAUCUCCUCCAUCGACAUGCUCAACCAGGUCGGCAAGAAGACCAAGGCUCUUGCCCGUUUCUCGACUGUUGGUGGUGAGAAGGGCUCUGCCGAUUCGGCUCGUGAUCCCAGAGGUUUCUCUGUCAAGUUCUACACCGAGGAGGGAAACUGGGACUGGGUUUACAACAACACGCCCAUUUUCUUCAUCCGCGACCCUGUCAAGUUCCCUCCCUUCAUUCACACCCAGAAGCGUCACCCGCAGACUAACCUGAAGGAUGCUACGAUGUUCGACUACUGGACCAAGAACCAGGAGUGCAUCCACCAGCUGAUGCACCUAUUCUCCGACCGCGGCACCCCUUACUCUUACAGACACAUGAACGGCUACUCGGGCCACACCCACAAGUGGACCAAGCCCGACGGCUCCUUCGUCUACGUCCAGAUUCACCUCAAGACGGACCAGGGCAACAAGACCUUCACCAACGAGGAAGCCGGCAAGAUGGCGUCCGAGAACCCGGACUGGCACACCCAGGACCUCUUCGAGGCCAUCCAGCGCGGCGAGCACCCCAGCUGGACCGUCUACGUCCAGACCCUGACCCCGGAGCAGGCCGAGAAGUUCAAGUGGAACGUCUUUGACCUGACCAAGGUCUGGCCGCAGAGCGAGGUGCCGCUGCGCCAGUUUGGCAAGCUCACCCUCAACCAGAACCCCGAGAACUACUUUGCCGAGAUCGAGCAGGCCGCCUUCUCCCCCUCCCACCUGGUCCCCGGCGUUGAGCCCACCGCCGACCCCGUCCUGCAGUCCCGCCUCUUCUCCUACCCGGAUACCCACCGCCACCGUCUCGGUGUGAACUACCAGCAGAUCCCCGUCAACAAGCCCCUCAACGCCUUCAACCCUCUCCAGAGAGACGGCGCCAUGGCCGUCAACGGCAACUACGGCGCGAACCCCAACUACUCCUCAACCUUCCGCCCCCUCGAGUACAAGCCCGUCAAGGCCGUCAACACCCCGCACGAGCAGUGGGCCGGCGCCGUCGUCACGGACCUCUUCGGUCCCGUCAAGCCCGAGGACUACGAGCAGGCCCUCGGCCUCUGGAAGGUCCUCGGCCGCCAGGAGGGCCAGCAGAAGAACUUUGUCGGCAACGUGUCUGGCGCGCUCGCCGGCGCCCACCCCGAGGUCCGCUCGCGCGCCUACGAGAUGUUCUCGCGGGUGACUCCCGAGCUCGGCGCUGCUAUCAUGAAGGAGACGGAGAAGAUUGCCGAGCCUACCAAGGACGUUCGCUCCAAGUUGUAA